This is a messenger RNA of Elgaria multicarinata webbii, 2908 nucleotides long. It is a transcript of the gene DCAF10, whose product is annotated as DDB1 and CUL4 associated factor 10. Gene Ontology annotation, molecular function: protein binding. Gene Ontology annotation, cellular component: Cul4-RING E3 ubiquitin ligase complex. The record is from RefSeq and is a predicted model, not a curated record. The coding region runs from base 73 to 1554 and encodes 493 amino acids. Lineage: Eukaryota; Metazoa; Chordata; Lepidosauria; Squamata; Anguidae. The transcript is spliced from 7 exons.
GGCGGUGGCGGCCGAAGGGUGUGUGAGAGGAAUGCUGCUGCUGCUGCCCGUGGCGGCGGGGCCGGGCUCGGGAUGAGCUCGAAGGUGCGCUGGGUCCCUACCGUAGAGCGGCCGCCUCCGGGCGAGGGGGACCAGUCGCCGCCGCCCCCGUCACCCCCGCGGGAACUGUCGCCGAAGUCAUCCCCGGCGGCCUCCUCCUUCUCCAGCUCCACGCCGGUCUCCGCGCCCGGCGGGGGCCUGUUCGGCUGGGUUCGCGGGCGGCGCCUGGGCCAUGGAGGCCGCUGCGUGGAGCCGGCGCGGGACACGUUCCGGGCCAUGACGGGGCUCUACGGCGCCAUCCAGCCCGCCGACUCGGUGUCCCCGAUCACCCGUACGCACGGCGCCGUCUUCAACCUGGAAUACUCCCCUGGCGGGUCAGUGCUGACGGUUGCAUGUGAACAGACAGAAGUCCUGCUUUUUGAUCCCAUCUCUUCAAAGCACAUAAAAACUCUCUCCACUGCUCACGAGGAUUGUGUAAAUAAUAUCAGGUUUCUUGAUAACCGACUGUUUGCAACUUGUUCUGAUGACACAACCAUAGCACUCUGGGAUCUGAGGAAACUAGAUUCAAAAGUGUGCACUUUACAUGGUCACACAAGCUGGGUGAAGAAUAUUGAAUAUGACACUAACACAAGAUUGCUAGUAACAUCGGGAUUUGAUGGAAAUGUUAUCAUAUGGGAUACUAACAGGUGCACGGAGGAUGGCUGCCCUCACAAGAAGUUCUUUCACACCCGUUUUCUCAUGCGCAUGAGGUUGACACCAGACUGUUCCAAAAUGUUAAUCUCAACAUCUUCUGGGUAUCUCCUGAUCUUGCAUGACCUUGACUUAACCAAAUCUUUAGAGGUUGUCAGCUAUCCCAUUUUAAGAGCCAGAAGGACCACGUCCAGUUCAGAUCUGGCAUCUGCCACCUCAUCCAGUCCUAGGAGUGCUGGGUCGCCUUGUCACCAAGGAGACUCACAUCCCGUGUCUGAAAAACACAUGGUACGAGCCACCCAGCGAGAAGGUGGAUCUCCACGCAAUAGUCUUGAGGUUUUAACCCCAGAAGUCCCUGGUGAGAGGGAUCGGGGAAACUGCAUUACAUCACUGCAGCUCCAUCCCAAAGGCUGGGCUACACUUCUUCGAUGCUCAAGUAACACUGAUGACCAGGAGUGGACUUGUGUCUAUGAAUUCCAAGAAGGCGCCCCAGUGCGGCCAGUUUCCCCUCGCUGCUCCCUCCGAUUGACUCAUUGCAUUGAAGAAGCCAACGUUGGUCGGGGCUAUAUCAAGGAACUCUGUUUCAGCCCAGAUGGCCGAAUGAUUGCCUCCCCACAUGGCUAUGGGAUCCGCUUGUUGGGGUUUGAUACCAAGUGCAGUGAACUGGUGGACUGCUUGCCCAAAGAAGCCGCCCCUCUGCAAGAGAUCCGGUCACUCUACUCUCAUAACGAUGUGGUCCUGACCACCAAGUUUUCUCCGACGCACUGUCAGAUUGCCUCCGGGUGCCUUAGUGGUCGCGUUUCUUUAUAUCAGCCAAAGUUCUAGGCACCUCUUGCCUUGAAAGGAACAAUCCGAUGUUUGUUUUUUAAAUUACUUCAGUUUAGUUGGAGUGUUUUUUUAAAGAAGAAAUCUUGUAAAUUUGGACAAGUACAGAGUUACUCUGAUCCCUGGACUAAAACAUGGGCCCAAGUUAAGUCCAGCACUUGAUGUGAGUGUGUGUGUGUGUGUUGUGACUCUGAAUUCACACAUCAGACUUUCUGUGCAUUCUUCCUCUCUGCUCCUGCUGAUUCCAUCUAUGUUGUUUGGAUAUAGCAUGGUGGCUUUUGUAACCCUUGUCCUUCCACAUGACUCUUAGUGCAAGAUGUUGAAUGGGCUUGAGAGGAGGGGAAACACCCAGCCAAACCCCACGUGCUUCUUUGCCUCAAAGGAACUGAACUUCAGCCCCUUGGCCUCUUUGAUUUCUGGAUAUUGCUGUAUUAUUAUUAUUAUUGUUGUUAUUUUUUAGGUGAUGGAGCACUCUUCUUGCACACUAGAUUAGCUACAGCCAGCAAACACAUUGUUUCUUUGCAAACAACUGAACGAAAUGUUGUCACUACUUUUUGGUAUUGUUCUGCUGUAGUUCAAUCUGUUGGCUGGUAUUCCUAAAAAAUACACUCCUGUACACAGCUCCCCCACCCCAAAGACUGGAAGGAGAGUCUUCCUUGGUUUGCUAGAGAAAAGGUUUAUUAGCUUAAGAAUAGCUUAACAUCUUGCCCUUGUGAGUCUUGUAAAAGAGCAUCUUCUAUAAUAUUAUUGGACAUAGAAUGGAAUGUUAUUUGAUCACUACGUUUGUGCCCAAACACUAAGUUUACAAUCCGGCAGGAAGUUCUCCUGCACAAGCCUCAAUGGAAUGAAGGGGAGCUGUGCAAGGCAAAUCUUUGGCUGAGCCUCACAUUCAUUUAAAUUGAGACUUGUGCAGGAGAACUUCCUGGUGAAUUGUGUCCUAUGCCCAUUGAUGGGUCUAGUCACUGUGAAAGGUUUUGGGAUUGAAUAAAAUCAUUUUAAUAUCAGAUUGAAUGUUGCUCAGUAGUAUUUCCAUUUGCAACCGGACUAAGGCUAGUUGGCCUCUUAUUGUGCCUUGCAAGCCACAAAAUUAUGCUAGUCUGUUUGUAAGAGAGCCUAAUGCAGGUGUGCACACCUUGUGCCGUGCUAUAAAGUUAGACACAGCCCACCAGCUAUAUAUGAAGAUUGCUCAAAAAGUUUGGUCAAAAUAAGUUUUCUCCUGUGGCAGUAAUGACACAUUUUAUUAGUGUAUUGGCACAUCCUUUAGAAAUGUUUCUGCAGAUGUUCAUUAAAAUAACUUUUAACUAUGUUUUUCCAUUCCAGACACUUAACGUGAAAUAAAACUGAGCAGUCAUAA